Messenger RNA from Cydia splendana, 690 nucleotides. RefSeq names its product prefoldin subunit 1. The record is from RefSeq and is a predicted model, not a curated record. The coding region runs from base 94 to 477 and encodes 127 amino acids. Gene Ontology annotation, molecular function: protein folding chaperone. The transcript has 2 exons. Lineage: Eukaryota; Metazoa; Arthropoda; Insecta; Lepidoptera; Tortricidae. Gene Ontology annotation, biological process: protein folding. Gene Ontology annotation, cellular component: prefoldin complex; cytoplasm.
CCGACGGAGCUUGUCAGAUUGGGUUGGGUUGAGUCACUCAAUAUCACAAUAACCUAGAAGAAACGCAAAAAAGUAAUAAACGAAAAGAUCACCAUGGCUAAACCUGUAGAUUUAGAGCUAAAAAAAGCAUUUGUUGAAUUACAAGUCAAAAUGGUUGAAACUAGCAAGAAAAUACAGGUGAUAGACUCCCAAAUUAGUGUAUUGAACCGCAUCUUGCAGCACGUAGACAUAACUCAACGUGAAAUCAGUACCAUGCCUCCUGAUACGAAGACCUAUGAGUCCGUGGGCCGAAUGUUCUUACUUACUGACUUUGAAGAAGUUAAAGCCAAUUUGAAAAACCGAGAGGCGCAAGUGAAAACGCGUACUAAAGAAUUGGAGAACAAUAAGCAGUAUCUGGAAAAAAACUUGAAAGAAAGUGAAGACAAUAUCAGGGAAAUGGUACAACAGAGGAAGGAACAGAGUGAAAUAAAAUCAUAACAAGUUUUGUUUUUGUACUGUGGCUUCAUUUCUAUUAUAAAGCCCACAAAAAGCAUCUCAUUAAUUUUAUUCACAAGGUUAGAGAAAAAAACGUAUAAUAGUAAUGAACUCAAAGAUUUUUAGCUACUUACAUGUAUUAAGCACUUCAACAGUAAUUUAUUGUAACAAAUUAUGCUUGCUUUGUACCAAGUUUUAUUAAAAUUAUAAUAACUU